Molecule: messenger RNA, 607 nt
Organism: Scleropages formosus (Asian bonytongue)
Lineage: Eukaryota; Metazoa; Chordata; Actinopteri; Osteoglossiformes; Osteoglossidae
Product: protein phosphatase 1 regulatory subunit 1C-like
Exons: 5
Coding region: 75-407 (110 amino acids)
Biological process (GO): intracellular signal transduction
Cellular component (GO): cytoplasm
Molecular function (GO): protein phosphatase inhibitor activity
Source: RefSeq, a predicted model, not a curated record
CGUGCGUGCGUGCGUGUCACAGUGAGAAAGCACUGGCUCGCUCUCUCCGACCCGCCUGCAAUCUCUCUUGCACUAUGGAGCCCAACAGCCCGAAGAAGAUCCAGUUCUCUGUGCUGCCCCUCCAGAAGCAGCUGGACCCACAGGCAGCAGAACACAUCCGAAGGAGGAGACCCACACCAGCGACACUGGCGCUUCACACUGACCCACGUUCCACAGAAGUUGGAGCUCAGCAAAGAACUGGCAAUCCAGGCCAGGCCCAGGUUGGUGAGCUCUCCAGUGCACAGAGAAAACAGGGAGUCUACAGGCUGCCUGCAAUGAAAGGAGGAAAAUUGCUGAAGACUCACAAAGAACCACCUUUCCUCGAAGAAGAGGAGGCUGUGAUUGAGCAGGAGGCCCGGGACACCUAGAGAAGAGUCAGGAUGGAGGAUGAGGUUCGCAGCUGUGGACAAAUUUUCUCGGGACAUUGUUGAGACCAUAUGGAAUGCAGUUGUACUUGUUUUGACCUGUGGUACCCAGUUUAUUUUAAUCUCCUCUUCUGUCUACAUUUAAACACUCAGCUUGAUACUAGUUAAGACUAGUUUCCUUUUUCAGAUUGUCUUCACUUAAU